UUGUCUGCGCAUGACUAGAUCUACAUAUAAUCUGUAUUUCCGGGCAGUUUUUCAUCUGUAUGUCAACAAAAGUUUCGGAAAAACAAAACAAUACAUAUUCUAGCUAGAUCUAGAUCUAUAUCUAGAUUCUAUAGUCUCUUAGAUAUAGAUUUUCUAAUAAAGGUUGUCAUUGAAGGUGAAGAAGUUGUGAAUGAGUUUAGUCAUCAACAUGCCAGCACUUAUAUUGGAACGUCUUCCCUUACCCAGCCUGCAAACAUAUAUUUCAUUUUCUGUGGUGAUGCUGGGUUUGGCCUCAUUCUAUGCCCAUCAAACUGUCAACACCAUUCUGAACUUUAACCCAGACAAUCAGAUUCAGGAAGAACUUGGCUUACCACAAGAACUGGUCAACAUAACAUUGCCUUACGAUAGAGAUGAGCAUUUCCUGAAUAUGGUCUAUAUAAUGAGGGUUGAAACCUGGUGUAUCUGGACUCUUGUAAAUAGUUGCUACUGCUUACUAAUUCUGUUUGGUAAACUAAUUCAAAAUGUAGUCUUUGGAGAGCUGAGGGUUAUUGAAAAACAGCAUUUAAAGGACAAGUUUUGGAAUUUCAUCUUUUAUAAGUUCAUUUUCAUCUUCGGAGUUAUGAAUGUUCAAAGCAUGGAGGAGGUAGUUCUGUGGCUAGCCUGGUUUUCUGGAUUGGGCUUCCUGCACCUUCUCACACAAUUGUGUAAGGACAGGUUUGAAUAUUUAUCCUUCUCUCCUGCUACACCCCGCUAUGCACAUGUUAAACUACUCUCUCUCUUGUUGGUCAUUCUGUUGACAAGUGGAGUAGUUUUGGUUGGAUGUUUCUGGGUUGGAAUAAACAUCAGCUUGACUAUAUUUGCUUUCCUGGCUGCUGAGAGUUUGUUGUUGAUACUGAAGUGUUUGUAUGUUGUAGUAAGGUAUAUCAUCCAACUGUGGGACAUGAGCCUAGAAGGUGUUUGGGAAUCCAGGGCCAUGUAUGUCUACUAUACUGAGUUGAUCUUUGAACUUGUCUCUCUCUCAGUUGACUUCAGUCAUCACCUGCACAUGCUGUUAUAUGGAAACAUCUUUCUCAGCAUGGCCAGUCUAGUCAUUUGUAUGCAGCUCAGGUUUUUAUUUUACGAGUUCCAGCGACGUGUCAAAAAACAUAAGAAUUAUUUAAAGGUUGUCAAAGAAAUGGAGUCGAAGUUUUCUAUGGCCACUCAAGAAGACCUGGAACAGAAUUCCGAUGAUUGUGCAAUAUGCUGGGAAAAGAUGGAAUCUGCCAGGAAACUGCCAUGUGGACAUCUUUUUCACAAUUCAUGUCUACGGUCAUGGUUAGAGCAGGACUCCUCUUGUCCAACAUGCCGCACAAGGCUUAGUGAAACUACAGAGAGGGAUGGCAGGAACCCAGGGGCUCCAGGAGUACCCAACAUGGCCGAAGGCAUAGUGGCCCCAGUGAACCCGGCUACCACCAAUCACUUCUUUCACUUUGAUGGUUCAAGGUAUGUUAGUUGGUUACCCAGCUUUUCAGUGGAAGUAACCCAUACUAAUUUGUUACCUGGUCAACAAGCACAUGCUACACAAACAUCACAGCUGGACAAUAUGGCCCGUGAAGUUCAAGCUGUGUUCCCACAUAUUCCACAACAAGUCAUCAUGGAAGAUUUGCGAUUAACAAGAUCUGUGGAUCUCACAAUAGAUAAUAUUUUAGAAGGCAGAAUUACUGUGCCACCUCUUGCUAUCACAGGUUCAGGACAUCAAAGAAAUGAUAGUCACAGUAGUAUCAGUGGCUCCUCUACAACAUCUGAGGUGAGUAGUUUAGCAAGUGACAGUCCUAGGGUGAAUAAUAUUCCUUUGAACAACUUAGAUAACAGUUUACAGUUGACUGAAGGAUCUUCAGAGAGAAUUAGACAGUCAGAAAAUCAAGAGAACAGUUACACAACAACUGGAGGCAGGUUUUCUAAAUCAGCCACAGAGAGAAUGAGCAUGCUGGAAAGUCGCAAGCACUUAAUGUUAGAGCAGGCUAGAAGGCGGUAUCAAGAGAUGCAUGAGAAUCAAGAGGGAGCCAGUAGCAGUUCUGUAGACCCACCCUUGAUAUACACAACCAGUGAACAUCUGAGACAAAUUCACUCUGAAUCCUCUACCUUGUCAACUCAGGAAGACGAGCUAUCCAGGAGAAGGGCUUUGCUAUUACAAGCAACUCAGCGGCGCUUGGAAAGACAAACUGAUUAGCCAUUCCCUUUAUUCUUCAACUGCUAGUCACAAGCUUGGUGCUGUUAAGUUAAAUCUGCAAGUUGCCUCGAGUAACAGUUCAUUAGGCACACAUCAACUACCUUCUUGACUGUUGAAUGAAUUGAAUGAAUCUUUGACAUAACUUUGUAUGUUAUACAGCAUAAAGUAGUUUGUCAGUACUUGAUCUGCCCCAGAAGUGUGACUAAAUUUAGCUCUAUAUUUAUAUAUAUGAAUUUAAGUUUACUUGUCCCUGAAACUGUGUGUUGAUGAUAUUUCAAUACUUACACAUUUGUACUCAACCAAUUAUCAAUGAGUAUUAUAUGAAUAUGUUUGGAAAUAUGUACUUUUCAUAAGGCACUUUUCAAAAUUAUAAGCUUAGAGAUUUCAUAAUACUGUGUUGCGUAUAUUUCACAUUAUACUAAGACUGUUGAGCCAUGUAGUACAUUUGUCUCAAAACCUAUCACUUUAUGAUACCCUUGCCUACCAACCAUUAAAUUUCCAUUCCUCUGAACCUUUCAGGUUUCUAUUAUUCCAAUUUUCAUUUUUGUAUUGCAUAAACACAAAGCAUGUGUGUGUCACUGUGACAAGGAUUAUUUUAAUCUAUGGAAACAUGUGUCAGGCUGAUAGAUUGUUUGAAAUAUGGUUUCCCCCCAUGUUGAGAAGUUAUAGCCGUCUUUUCACUUAAAACUACUUUGUGAUGGAGUUGUAACUAAGGCAUUUUUUUAGGCGACUCUAGUGGAUGAUUAUAAUGUUGUUGUUUUUUUAUUAUUUACUCAAGACUGAAUAUCUGACCACAGGGGUUAUCUGUAAUCAUUUAGAAAGUGAAUAGGUCAUCCUAUCAAAAUAAUUCUCACAUUUUGUUUUCAAUUUCAUUUUUAUCACUGCACAUUUACAAACUGUUUUAAGAAAUAUAUUUUGCUUCCCAUUGACAUCUUCCUUUGCACAUAGAAUGGUUCUUUAGUACCUGUUGACUUGAACAAAAUAUAAUUAUUAUAAGUCUGUAAGAGAAGUUUCAAAAUAAAUAUUUAUAGACUUGGUUGUUAUUGAUAUUUAAUUGUUAUUACUUGAGUACUGGUAUGUGUAUGUUUUAUUGCCAGGAUUUCAUUGGAGAAUUUGACAUAUAAUUUAAAGUUUGAAACAGUAAAAGAUAUUUUUAACUUUUGAAAUUAAAAAAAAAACAAUCUUAAUUAAUGUAAAAAAAAGAUACUCUUUAUGUGCAUAGCAUCAAUCUGGCAUAAUUUUUCAGGACAUUGUACAUUACUUCAUUAAAAUAAAUGAGUCAAUCUACUAAUUACUUUUAGCUAGUAAAUGUCUUAUUUAAACAAAAAUUAAAUCAACUUGGUUUUCCUUUUGAUGUUCUAUUCUAUUGUUACAAGUUUUUUAGUUAACUCUAUCUGCACUUCUGAGUUUCACCAGAACAUUUUCUUGGUCAUGGACUUGUUUUUCAAACUCUUUGUUUUAAAGGCAUACUGAUUUUUUUUUAUUUAUAGAAACAAAACAAAAAACACUUCUAAUAUCAUCUCCUGUUUAGCAGCUUGAAGCCAGUACUUGCCUAAUGAAAUACCAACUGAAGUAAUUAAUUCACACUUGACUCUACUCUAGGUCAUUAUUAAGUUGCUGACUUUAUUUAAGCUUAACCAUAUUUAAAAAAACAACAACAAUUAUUAAAUGAUAGUUUUACCAUUAUUCAAAUUCAGUUUGUAUUUAUAAUUUAUUUCAGCAUUUUCUGUAAUUUAUAAAAGACACAAUGAAGUGACCUUUAUUCACCUUUUUUAGUUUUUACUUUCAUUUUUUUGUGAUUUAGUUGAUACAGAGAUCUAUACUUAGGAUGUCAUUGUACAUAAUAAAUUACGAGUACUUGUAAUGUUUAAAGGGCAUAUCCUGAAAAAAAUAUCACUUAGCAGUUGCCAAUGUAUUCCAUUUAUCUUUUGGACAGCACUUUGCUCAUAUUUAAAACAAGUUUAUUAUUUGUCUAGAAAAUAAUUCCUCAAUUUCAAUUCUGUGGAUACUGUUCUUAGACUAAAUCUAGAAAAAGACAUUGGAAAGAAGUUUAGAAAAUCUGAUGUUUCAUUAGCCUAGAAUCUUAUUGAAAUUUAUUUUUGUUGCCUAUAUAUAGAAUCUGUUUUUCCUUUGUAUACUUACUUGCCUCUCUGAAAUAUUCCAGAUGAUCAAUUUGUUUACCUUACCUGUAAAUAAAUAUACAUAUAUAUUUAUUUUAUUACAUUUCAAAAUAUUAUUUUGUGAGAUAUUCAAGUGUUGAUUGUUAUGAAUAACAUCUUGUUCUAAUAAUUGUUUGUCUCCUUCCCCGCCCUCUCCAUCCCUCCAAUGAUCUGUGUGGAGUUAUAGUAAAAAAAAACAAAAUCUGAUUUUAGUAAUAUUUGGUUAUUUCUGAUCUGUAACUUAAAUAGAGGCAAUAUUUUGCAUUUAAAGUUACCUAAUACUACAAAAUAAGCAUUCUUGUGUAAAGAUUUUUUUCCUUAACCACUAGAGUAUCUUUCUAAGUAUGAUUUUAUAUCUGUAUCUGGAAAGUUUUUAAUUUUUGACAAACCGAUUUUGUAUAAAAAUACAGUCAAAUGUUAGUGUAUUGUUCAACAUGAAACUGGUUUGACUAAUUUAUCAGAUUUUUGGUUGAUAAAUGCAACUGCCUAUGCUUAGCUGAGACUGACAUUUUUAAAAACAAGUUGGUUUCCAAUAAUGUAGUUGUUACAUUAUGGAUUGGUUGUAUUCAUUAUUGUUCUUACAAUAUUAACUCAUUUUCAAUCUGGGUGUUUGAAACUUUCCUCAAAAUUAGUGAUAUAUUUGUUGUCAUUCACAUUGUGAUAGCUUAUUUUUAUGUGAUGGUCUCUUUCUAUUUUGACUGGCAUUUAGUAUAGAACAACUAAAAAAAAAACUUUUUUUUUUGUUUCAUUUCUGAUGGUGUUCAACAACUGUAAUAAAUGGCUAAAAUUGUUCAUUAGGUACCAUCUUUUUAAUUUCUAAAGGGCAAAAAUUACUUUGUACAGCUUAUUAUCCAUUAGGUUAUGGUAUAUAUGGCCAAUUUUAAUUUUUUAAAAUUUGUCAUAUUUUUCAUCAGGCUUAUUAUAAUUUAAAAUCGAUGAAAGGUCUUCAGAUGUGAAAAACUAUGUUCAUAGUAUAUACUGCAUAGAUUUGUUUUGAAAGAAUAUUAUAUAUUUUUUUCCCCAAGCUAUACCAAACAUUAAUUAGGAUGGCAGUGGAUUAAACUUUUAAAUACUGGUAACAAGUGGAAAUUAAAAUGCACAAAUUCCAAUGUAAUUCUUUUCAUAGAAAAGGGUUUCAGCAUUUUGUGUGUGAACUUUGACCAUCCUACUUUGCUAUUUAACUGAAUAUAUUGACCAAUAGUAGUAAAAACAUUAGCAAAGAGAUAAGCUUAAGUAAUGUAUUUAUGUAAAAAUUCUAAGUAAACUUUAGAUCUAGUAUAUAAUAGUAUUUAGUUGUACAUAUGGACAAUACAUUUGCCAUAUCUG
Molecule: messenger RNA, 5694 nt
Organism: Biomphalaria glabrata
Lineage: Eukaryota; Metazoa; Mollusca; Gastropoda; Planorbidae
Product: E3 ubiquitin-protein ligase AMFR-like
Exons: 16
Coding region: 191-2209 (672 amino acids)
Biological process (GO): endoplasmic reticulum unfolded protein response; ubiquitin-dependent protein catabolic process; protein K48-linked ubiquitination
Cellular component (GO): endoplasmic reticulum; ubiquitin ligase complex; cytosol
Molecular function (GO): ubiquitin binding; ubiquitin protein ligase activity
Source: RefSeq, a predicted model, not a curated record